Paraphaeosphaeria sporulosa is the source of this 5370-nucleotide messenger RNA. RefSeq names its product MAP kinase. Gene Ontology annotation, molecular function: protein kinase activity; ATP binding. Bases 1 to 5370 code for a protein of 1789 amino acids. The record is from RefSeq and is a predicted model, not a curated record. NCBI's taxonomy places the organism in Eukaryota, Fungi, Ascomycota, Dothideomycetes, Pleosporales, Didymosphaeriaceae. The transcript is spliced from 2 exons. Gene Ontology annotation, biological process: protein phosphorylation.
AUGACAAUUGCCUCGCGACAGCGCUCCACGUCCAACAUCUCCAACGCCUCGGAUCGUUCAGGGCGUCGCGGUCCUCCCACGCCCCUCGUCGGCGCACGCUCGAAUCUCGGCCUGCCUGAGCACGACAUACAAAACCUCGUCUCUCCUCCGCUCCUGACCCCCAACGGCGGCACUGGCUCGCCAUACUCGCUGCUUCCCCCGGGGGGCUCCUACACCACCAGCCCGCGCGCCCGCGCGCAUACAGUUGCAGACCCGAACCUGACCCAGAGGCACCCAAACUACUUGUCGCAGGCCACCAUGCAUCAGUACAAUCUCCCGCCGCCGCCGCCCCAACCCACCUCGAACCCCGCCUCCCAUAACAUGAACCUCCCCCCGCCACCUCCGCGACCUCCGACCAACCUCAGCGGAAUGCAAAUGAAUGCUCCGCAGCAUCAAAACUAUGGUUGGGGCGCACCGCGGCAGCAGUACAACCCGGGUGCGUACCAGGGGUACCACCUUCCUCCUCCGCCAGGGCCUCCGCCGCUGCAGCAGCAGCAGCAGACUCAGGAGGCGCCACUCACCUCAGCGACCUAUAUACCCGGUGGAGAGUCAUUCGGCCCAGGCGUCGGCAUCCCGCCGCUACAUACGUCAAGACACUAUCAAGAGCCGGCGUUUUACAGUGAAGAAUCCUAUUCGGCCAAUACUGACACCUCUGCGACCAGUUUUCCCGUGCAAAACUAUGGUGCCAACAACUCGUACGCUUCUGCCACCAACCGUAAUCAUCUCAACAUACCCACCGAAAGAUCGAUAAGCUACGACUCGCCCGGACCACCUACGGCCACUAUGCAAAAUCCCAUACCGCAAGCACAUGGGAGUCUGUAUUAUCGCAACGAAAAUACUGGCACUACCCCUAUCUCGCCAAACGACGCAGCUUCCCUUUGGCCAGCGGAACGAGUUCAAAUGUGGCUGGCGAGUUACGGAUUCUCAAGGGACUGGCAGGAGACGUUUAAGACGCUGGGUCUGGAAGGUACCAGGUUUCUGGAGAUCGGGCGCGGCCAUGGUGGCAAGGGCAACGUUGGCAUGAUGCACCAAGUCAUCUUUCCGCAACUGGCGAAACAAUGCACAGCCAGCGGGACCGGCUGGGACCAAAACAGGGAAAGAGAUGAGGGUCGAAAGCUGCGGAGAUUGGUUCGUGCCAUCGUUGAGACGGGAAGCGCAAGCAAUGUGCGGCUGCCCCAACGACAAGACACAGGCAUGACGCUGGUCAGCGCAGGAACUGAGGGUACACUCGAGAACUCCCCAUAUUUAGGCACGGGCCGUGAUCAGUUUGGGUCGACGCCCACGACUGCUGGUGGCGGUGAAGAAAGCCCCGGACGUCAGAUGCCACUCACUUCGCCUGGUUCCGCGACGAUACCUCGCCAACGAAACUUUACUGUGCCUGGGCUCGGUCCGCCGCCUGACUACAACGAGACGUCCGGUCUGAACGCUUACUCAAAGGAGCAUCGCGAGAUGCUGCGCGACCUGGAUGCCAAACCCAAACACCGACACAGCCCUAACGCCUCCGGAGAAUUUGCUCCCUCUUCGUUCGGCACUUCGAACCAUCGCGAUGUAAUGAGGCAAGCAAGUCCACAACAAAGCCCUGGCUUGCAGUCGGCACGCCUUGCGACGAAUGGCCAGCACAGUGCGGGUUUGAAUUCGUCAGCGAACAGGUACUACAGCAACCACGUCCGCGGUAACAGUUCUGAGUCGAAUCUAUCCACAUUCGCUACUGUCGGCUCCGUUAGCGGCGGAGUCUCUGGUCCACCUUCGGGUAGAUCUGUCGAGGGCAGGUCUGAAAGCCGUACUGAGAAAAGGUCCGGCUUCGAUGGUGGCUCCAGACCAGGGACUGGCAUGUCAAGACAUGAUAGCGCAGAGAUUCCAACGAGCGCAAAGGACCACAAGGGGUUUUUGCCAAAAUUCAUGCACCGCAAGAAGAAGGAUGAAGGGCAUCCUUCGCCUGACGAUACCAGCCUUGACUCUCCGACCAGCCCAGCGAGCCAUCGGAACAUUGCUGCAGGAACAUUCUUUGGCAAACCUGGACUGAACUCUAGCGAGACUUCACUGAACGACCGCCCAUCCUCUCGCCGUUCCGCGCAGACAGAUUCAGAGAGUCGGACCGGUAUCCGUGGCCUUGGCUCCUCGGUGCGAGAAAGCGACAGGAAAUAUGCAUUCGUCACUCCGGAUGGCUGGAACUACCGACUCGUUGACAUAUCCAAUGCCAGCAGUGCAGCAGCGCUGCGAGAAAUAGUCUGCGAAGAGCUUAACCGAGGACUCAGUCAAAUGCCUGGCGUCCAAUUCCACUUGACGUCUCCAGGACAGUACGAACACAACGAACCUCUUACCGAUUCCAAGCUGCUGAGUGCCAAGUCACAAUAUGGGAACAAACUGGGAGAUCUCAAGAUAUUCGUCAAGAUUCCCCGAGAUGUACAUACUCCUUCGUCUACAGGUUUAGGGGUCUCGAUUCCUCCCCCAGUUGGCAAACCUAUCGAUGAGGCUACAUAUGCUCGUCUAAAUGAACUAGACCCAGAUGUCAAAUCUGGUGAAUCCACUCUUGUCCCCGACAAGAAUGGAAAACUUCGAAAUCUGGCAGAGAGACAGGAGCUAACCCCUGAAGCAGUAGCGGAGCGUCUUACCGGUGGCAACAGAUUACCAGAGCCUUCGUGGGCUGUAGGAGACGAUCUUCCAGAAGAGGAGCGCCAGAAGCUUCUUCAAGCCGCUUCUGAGGAGCACCAGCGGGAGACCAAGCGCAAGCAGGCAGCUUACCUGGCAACUCGCCAAGAAGCAAUCGGGAAGAAGGGAUCCACACCCUCGUCGGCCAAAGAUGUUGGAAUUCACAGUCCCGGCAUCAUUGAUUUUGACGAACCACGCAAUUCACCUUAUGAAGGUCCAAAAGCAUUUGACGACCGGAGGAAGAGCAAGCAGUUGGUGCCGCUUAGAGAGCCACCGCCUGUUCCCGGGGAUUCAAGCACAUUGAUCAAGGCUAACUCGUUGUCGAAGACUAAGAAAGAUCGCACUUCUUGGCCUGACGGUGACGAGGCUCAAGCAAAGCGAUCAUCAACUGACGCAGACCUCUCUAAGCGUAAAGCUAUACCUCAAGGACCCGGCGGUCUAUCUAGUAUUGCUGCUGCGAUCAUCGGGGCAGGUAAUGUCGGCAGCUCAGUCGGAGCUGCCAACAAAGCUCCUCCCAAGGUGCCUCCUAAAGACUCUACCGAAAACCUGCGUCCCUCGCAGAGAGUUCUUCAAGACAGUGGGUUUGGAUCCAGUUCGGGGAGGAACAGUCCAGGUGGGUCUCCUCGCAGUCUCACCAUGAGCAAGGGCAAUAUUCCGUUCUUGAUACCUGACUAUGAGGAAGAUGUUCCCGAUGAUGUUACGCUUGACAGGCCGCUCCUGAAGCUCAAGAUGCCAAGCGCGCCCAAUCCGACAGUCUCCAAACUCAAGGAUGAUCUACCGUCGCGGUCAAGGUCACCCAAUGUCAGUCCCCACUCGGCACACCCGCCAGCUUCAGCCUUGUCCCGGGACUCAUCGAGAGUAUCCAUGUACGGAGGGACAAUCGACUUUGACGAAGCGCGAGUCUCGUUUCAUUCGAAAAAUACUCAGGAUUUGGACCCCGUCAAUUCUGACGACGACUCUGACGAUGGACUAUUCGCUAUGCCCCUUGCGAAGACUGGGCCUCCUACUCCUGCCAAGAACGCAUUAUCAUCCGCGGUGGAUAAUCGCGGACAACGUCCUAACCUUACCCUGAAGACUUCGCGGUCAAAGAACUCACUGGACCGGGUGGCGGAGAGAUCAGGCGAUGUCAGUGCGGCCACAGACGAUACUCGUAGCACUCACCCGAACGAUGUGAAUCCGGAAACACCCCACUCCAACACCUGGACGGACUCACCGGACGACAGGGGUGGCUUCAACAAUGUCCUGCGCAGAGAGUCGUUUGCUUCUGAUCUUUGGGCUAAUCGACCUCCCGCGGAGGCCCUUGUGGAGCACUUGGACGAGUUCUUCCCCAAUGUCAAUCUUGAUCAGCCAAUGCUUGAGGAAGAUGCAGAAGACACCGACGCAUCAACCGAAGUGACCGGUGACUUUUCCAAGGACAGUCGCUCUGUCACGCCAGCCUCCUCUUUUGAGGAUACCAGCAAUGCUGCCCCUACUCUCAACAGAGCGUCAGUCCAGUCAAUAGCGCAACGCAAUAUCCGUAAGUCGGGCGUCGGUCUAAGUCGUACCAAGUCGAUUCGUGAGGUGGUAAAGUCUCAAUAUCAGCCACUGGAGAAAACGCCUCUGCCAGGGCGGAUUUCGGCCGCUGCCGCAGGACCCUCGCGCAUUUCUACCUUGCGCAGCGGAGACAUUGUCCGCAGAAAGUCGACGAAGAUGUUCCACGCCAAGAUUGAGCAGGUCAAGCCUCCACGUGGCUCCAGGUUGAUACAACUAGAGACGAUUCCGCAGGAUCACUUACCUCUUCCGCAACGUCAGCCUACUUUUAAAUGGAUGAAGGGUCAACUCAUUGGUAAAGGAACGUUUGGUCGCGUAUACCUUGGUAUGAACAUAACUACGGGGGAGCUCAUCGCGGUCAAGCAAGUAGAGGUCAAUCCCAAGGCGGCUGGAUCUGACAAAGACAAGAUCAAGGAGCUCGUGAAGAGUCUGGACCAGGAGAUUGACACAAUGCAGCAUCUGGAUCAUGCGAACAUUGUGCAGUAUCUUGGUUGCGAGAAGAAGGAGUACAGUAUAUCUAUCUUCCUGGAGUACAUCAGCGGUGGUUCCGUCGGCUCCUGUAUCCGCAAGCACGGAAAGUUCGAGGAGAGUGUUGUCAGCUCUCUCACCAGACAAACGCUUGGCGGGUUGGCGUACCUGCACAGAGAAGGCAUCCUGCACCGCGAUCUCAAGGCAGACAACAUCCUCCUUGACCUGGACGGCACGUGCAAAAUUUCCGACUUUGGUAUUUCCAAGAAGACGGACAACAUCUACGGCAACGACGUUACGAACAGCAUGCAGGGUUCCGUCUUCUGGAUGGCGCCAGAGGUGAUUCGGUCGCAGGGUCAGGGCUACUCUGCCAAGGUUGACAUCUGGUCGCUCGGCUGCGUGGUGCUCGAGAUGUUUGCAGGCAAGCGGCCGUGGUCCAAGGAAGAGGCCAUUGGUGCCAUCUACAAGCUAGGCAGUCUGAACCAGGCACCUCCCAUCCCCGAAGACGUGUCAAGAGUCAUCGGGGUUGAGGGCUUGAGUUUCAUGUACGACUGCUUCACCAUCGACCCAGCGGAGCGCCCGACGGCCGAAACCCUUCUCCGCUCGCCGUUCUGUUUCUCGGACCCGAACUACAACUUCCUCGACACGGAACUGUACGCCAAGAUCCGGGGUGCGUUCCAGUGA